AUGUGCAGCAAAGUAAUCAAGCUCUUGGAAUGGCUGCCGUCCAUCAAGCAGAUGUCGGUAGUGGGCUACAGCGUGUCCCUGGCGACCCUCCUCAUCUCCUUCGUCAUCCUCGCCUCCCUCAGGAAAUUACGAUGUCCGAGGAACCUCCUGCACCUCCACCUCUUCGGGUCGUUCAUGCUGCGGGCGCUGGUGGUGCUGCUGAAGUCGUCGCUCCUGGUGGAAGGGACGGCUCUCCCGCAGAACUUCCACGUGCAAGAUGGCGUCCACACGUUCAACUCUUCGAGCGAGACUCAGAGCCACUUUGUAUGUUCCUUGAACAGCAGUCGGAAUGCACAAAGUUCCCGUGUUCCUCGUGCGAAUGUGAAGCAGGGACAAAGAAAACAUUGUGAGUCACAGCACAUCAAACUAACCCCUUUACCCUUUGGCCGCCAGACAUGGACGUGUAAACUCAUGAUCUGCGUGUGGCAGUACUUCAUCCUGGCCAACUACUCAUGGCUGCUCAUGGAGGGCCUCUACCUGCACAGCCUCAUCUUCAUGGCCCUCUUCACUGACUCCUCGGCCAUCACGCUCUACAUUCUACUUGGUUGGGGUCUCCCCCUCGGGUGCGUGGGCGUGUGGGCGGCACUGAGGGCCACGCUGGACGAUUGGCACUGCUGGACGGUGCACAACGAGCGGUGGAUUUUCUGGCUCUGCAUCAGGAUCCCUGUGGCCAUUUCCAACCUCAUCAACUUCUUCUUUUUCCUCAACGUCGUCAGAGUCCUCGUCCUCAAGCUCAAGUCGUCCAUUUCGGCGGAGUCCAUGAAGUACAGGAAACUCGGCAAGUCCACGCUUGUGUUGGUUCCUCUUUUCGGCGUCCACUAUUUCGUGCUGUGGGGACUCUCCACCUCCACCAACCCUUAUGUGGAGCUGGCCUGGCUCUUCCUCGACCAGGUCUUCGCUUCCUUCCAGGGUUUCUUCGUGGCCGUGCUGUACUGCCUCAUGAACGGCGAAGUGAGGCAGGAGUUGAGGAAGCUGUACAACCGGUGGUACAAGGGAGAUCCUCUCGUCAUCACUUCCCAGUCCACGCUCGUCUCCCACACGAAGACUUAUGCCAGGUAG
Molecule: messenger RNA, 1098 nt
Organism: Penaeus chinensis
Lineage: Eukaryota; Metazoa; Arthropoda; Malacostraca; Decapoda; Penaeidae
Product: secretin receptor-like
Exons: 8
Coding region: 1-1098 (365 amino acids)
Biological process (GO): adenylate cyclase-modulating G protein-coupled receptor signaling pathway; cell surface receptor signaling pathway
Cellular component (GO): plasma membrane
Molecular function (GO): G protein-coupled peptide receptor activity; peptide hormone binding
Source: RefSeq, a predicted model, not a curated record